Dermochelys coriacea (leatherback sea turtle) is the source of this 5179-nucleotide messenger RNA. RefSeq names its product family with sequence similarity 205 member A (gene SPATA31F1). NCBI's taxonomy places the organism in Eukaryota, Metazoa, Chordata, Testudines, Dermochelyidae. The coding region runs from base 558 to 3428 and encodes 956 amino acids. The record is from RefSeq and is a predicted model, not a curated record. The transcript is spliced from 3 exons.
CUCUGGCCCCACAUGGCAAUCCCCUCUGGCUCAUUGUUAUCCCAGGUUUAUUGAGGAGUUCUCUUCUAACCCUGCUGCUUUUUUUGUGUGUGACAGACUUCUCAGAGGAAGACGAAGCACAGACACAAAAAGAAGGCACGGAAAGGUAAGCAGUCCCUGACCCCACAGCUGUAGUGGCAGACUCGGGCCCCAUGCAAAGCAGAGAAAUAGGGACUAUUCUCCCACUUGCCUCUGUUCUUCCUGCAAAGGCACAGACAUGCCCAGAGUCGUGCAAAGGCACUGGCUGGGGCUCCGUUCACACGCUGCCCCUUAAAUCUGGGGCUCUGGGGUUCUAGGAAGCAAAGGGUGACCAAGCAGCUCAAUGUCUUGUUUAUGGCUCACUUCUGGCAGCUUUUGGACACCAUGAGGAAGAGUUGGAGGAGGCUUGUGCAUCCCUAGAGACAUGCUGCUGCGUGCCCCUGGAGAAGCUCACCUUGGCUCACAGCCUCAGGCUCGUUGAGAGGAGGAUACAGUACGUGGCCAGACACCUGGAUGAAGUUCUGAUACCGUCGAGUGGGAUGACAUUUGCCAUGAGCCAGUUCUCCUAUUCCUCCAUGGACUCCAUCACCUCUUUCCCCUGGAAUCCCAGCUCAUUUUCCCUGAGAGAAGCCUCCGUGGCUCGGUCUGAGCCCCUCUACCACUCAAGGGAGAUCAUGGCUGUCACAGGUUGGGAAGGAUCCACUCAUCCCAUCCAAGACCAGCCUCUCCCCUGGCCUGCUGUCCACAGCAGACGAGACCGGCGAGAGCAGACCACGAGUCUGAACCAGACAUCAGCCCACGGUUUAGACUUCAACAUUCCACAGAAUCAUCUGCAGAGCCAACUGGGGGCACCUACCCCAUGCACAGAGUGGCUGGCCAGGAUGAUCCCUAAUGCCACUGCUCUGCGCCCACCAGACAGAGACCCCAGGGUGAAAUUCAACAUGAGCAGGGUCCCUUUCCUAAGUCAUGAAAUCCGGGGGGAGCUGGACUGUCACUUACACACAAAGAGACUCCAGCAUGAGCAGGGCUUACCCCUCACCCCCCAGAAACCUCACACAGCUCUUCUGCCUCCAACUCCACAAAUCUGCAUCCCAGGGGAGCCAUUGCUGUGUGAGCAUGAGACCAGGCAGCAAUGGGAAUUAAGCACAGAUCGUCCCAAAUGUGGAUUUCCAGCAAAGGUCCCAAAGCCCCUGAGAUCUGAUGCCAGCCCUCAGCGUGCAGAGGAGAUCCAGGAGCCAUGUGUGUGCCCUUCGGGAUCCCUGCCCCAAAAUGCCCACAGAAUCACAGAAUCCACUGAUGCCAUCCUGGCCAGGCUUUUGCCCACAGCGGUGGUCAAGCUGCAGGAUCAUGUGGCUCAGAAAUGCUUGGAGAUCCAAAUAAAGGCAUUUCCUAAGAUCAUGAGAGAGUCACACAGAAAUGCUCCCCUCCUGAGAGAGACUGCCCAGCCUGGGCCACUCUGCCCCCCUGGGGAGCCAGGGAAGCACAGGAAUGCAGCAUUCCCAACACUGGGACAACAGCCUGCCCACCCCAUCAAACUCCACCUGAGCCCUAAGCAUCUCGUCAUGCAGUGGGGGCUGCUCACCCUGGACCCAGAGCCCACGGCAAAGCUGCCUUAUUCCGUCCCAGCCAGGGGAGCUGGUGUGGAGUUCAGUGAGAUGCAGACUGAUUUCCUGCUUGAUGAAGUCAGGGAGAACUUGGGCUGGCAUUUGCAGCGGAAGAAGCUGCAGCAGGAGUGGGGUUUCCCGGAUGCCGUGUGUCAAUCCCUGCGGGCUUUCCUACCCCCGGUUCCCAAGCUGUCUUCCCUGAAGGCAAAGCCCCAGGUCCAGGUGGUUCCCAUCCUUGGGGAGCUGCUCUUCCUUGAAAGGGACGUUAAGAAGCAGCUGGCAUUCCACACUAUAAAGAUGCAAGUGCAGCAGAGAUGGGGACUGCCCAUGAGGAUCCAGGAUUCCCUGAGGAGGUUCAUGUCUCCUUUCCCAGAGGAAGGAGGCCGGCUCUCUCACCCUACGUGUGGGGCCAUAGUGACUCCCUACCUGUCACCAUUUCAGCUACGUUCCAAGAAGGCUGCGUCUAUUCAGCUGCCUCUAAGGGCCCCCAGUAAGAGGUGGCUGGAGGAUGUACAUGCCCUACCCACAGACAGAAGGCAGCAAAUGGCCAGGUCUUACUCCUGGAAGCAUCCUGGGGUAGUAGCAUCGAAAGGGAAAGAAAGCCCAGACCACCACAGCGCAUCGCAGACAGGGAAGCAAAGCACAAGCUCCUCUUGUUCCACACGUCCUCCAACGCCAGUGGAAGAUACCACCAUGGAGACGGGCAGGAGUGAUGGCGCAGCAGGAAACCAGACUAACCCAGAUCACUUCACUCUACCAGCAGAGGUGGAUCUGACAACGCCACCUCCAGGAACCGUAAUAACAGAGAAGAUGCUCGCUGUGGCACUCCUCAUUGAUAGGAGUGAGUUGAGAAAGCCCCUUCCCAGUUUGAGUGGCACCAAAGGGACUGAAGAGAAGCUGGAGCUGCACAUGGAGAGGAAGGUUAUCUCCGGAGAAGGCUCCUGCCUGAGGCCAGGGGCACAGGCUCUUGAGAGCAGGGCAGAUCUUCCCAGGAUCCAAUGCCACCAGGUUGCCCCAGAGACACCAGGCUCUGGGCAGCUACCAAGAUCCAUUCUUGACUCUCUCAUUGCUGGGCAGGCUGCACAUGACCUGCAGAUCAAGCACCUGACGGAAAUGUUGAGCAGCUCCCGCCCCUUGGUAGGCCAUGUCUCAGUCUGCCAACUGUGCCGCAAGGCACAUCCAGGAAAGAGGAAAGGUAAGAAAACUCAGGAGGAGACACAAGUAUCUGCUGAGCUGCAUGGUCUUCGAGACAUCCCAGCUCCACAUGGGUUCAAUGGAACUGUGAAUUCUGAGCUCUUCAGGGACCAGCUGCCUAUAAGAGUCUGCAAGAAGUGCCGUAAGGUUCUACAGAAGAGACCAGCUGGCUCUGCAGGUGCUGACUUGCCCAGAACGUCCCAGAGAAUUCCACAGCGAUGGACUCCAGGAGACUCUACAGCAUCAUCCAAACACAACAAGAUGCCAGUGGUGUGGCUCCUGCCAGCAGACAGGAGCAAGACGCAGGAUGGAAUGGGGAAAAGGGCUCCCACCAAGCAACCGAAGAUGGUGUCCAUUGCUACAAGUACAACAGGGCUUUUGCAAGCAGGGGAGAAAGCAACUGGGAGUCCUGACGGUUCUCCUCCAAAGCCACCAAAGGCCUCCAGAGCUAGGAUAUCAUCCCCGUCAAGGAACAAAGUUCCAGUUCUCAAACGGAUCUUAAUGUGCCUGAAGGAAACUUUCUCCAAGCUUCAAAAGAAAGUGAAAUCCCAAAUGUCCAAGGACUCUCAUUCAAGAAAACCUGAUCCUAAAUUUACAAAGCCACCCCUUUGAAAGGCAAGGGCCUCUAAGGGUGUCCGGGAGUAGUAUAAGGGAUCUACUGUCAAGCAAACCCUCACGUUACCUCUUUACCCCUUAAACUCCGUCCCUUGAGCCCUUAAACCCGGACCCCCUGUCACCAGAAUUCCCGCCCAUGGGGGGUAUUACUUCCGGAGUCAAGGCGAACACAUGACCAGAAGCAAAGUGUGUCAUGUGACCCCCUCGAAGAACUCCUCCCAAUGCCCUCUACCAAUGAGGCUCAGUUUCGCCCCUGUAGGCCUCCCCGAGAGGAGAUUUGAGUAAUCGGGGGUGUUCAAGGGUGGUGUGACCAAUCCAGAAGUGGUUCAUGUGACCCCUCUAAGAACUCUUCCCACCACCUUCUACCAAUCAGGAGGGGUUUCAGGCGCAUAGGACUGCCCCGAGAGCAGAUUUGACCAAUUGGGUGUGUUCCAGAAUGGGGUGACCCAUCUGGAAGUGGUUCGUAUGACCCCACUAAGCCCUCCUCCCACCGCCCUCUACCAAUCGCAAUGGGUUUUGGCUGCAUAGGACUGCCCUGAGAGCAGAUUUGACCAAUCGGGAGUGUUCCAUGGUGGGGUGACCUGCGCAGAAGAGAGUCGUGUUACCCCUCUAAGAACUACUCGCAGUGCCCUCUGCCAAUCAGAGUGCAGCACCAUCACCCCAUAAGUCCCAGCACCGGGGCAGAAGAGGCCAUCUUUUACCAAGAAUGCGUGCUUUAGAAAUCAUGGAAACAUGGACUCCUUCACCACCCCUGUGAGAACCUGGGACUUUAUUUUAGCCCCAAGGGCCUUUGGACUUGUGUGGAGACAGUCCAAUGAGCGUGGUGGCUUCUUGUCGUCCACCCCCCUGGAGGAGGAAGGCAAAUGCAGCUUGGGGGAGUCACCGGAGAACAAGGUGAACAGAAAAGACAUCGCUCAGGUAAAUGAAUCAUUAAGAAGUGACGGUUGAUGAUGGGAUGAAAUGGGGUUAGAAACCGGAGGGGGGGUGGAGUUUUGUAAAUUUAAAAACAAGCAGUGGGAACUUACACUGUUUCUUUUCUGAAAAUCUCUCGACAGCUCGACGAUGCCUUUGCAGAGGCCCUGGAGGCACGGACAGUGUCGCAUCAAGCAGCGAAGAUGAACUGAGCCCACCUUGUUUUUGCUCAGCGCCGAUCCAAAUUGUUGAAGAGGACUCCGAGGAUGACGGCUAGGAGGAGUUUAGGAGGAGGUUUGGCAUGGAACCAACUGAGCCAGCGUCGUGAGCAUAAAAAAGUCAUGCGGACUAUUGUACGCAUUGCUGUUUAUGCUGUCCUUAAUCACUGCCUUAGGGAAAAGAUUUCUGAUGAUUGUGAGGGCUGUGUCAUAGAUGCGCCAGCCCAAUGGUACCAUGACUGUGUGACUUGGACUUCAGUGGCUAUAAACUGCAAGCUCCGGGGCCGGUGUGCUGAGCUGUGUUUGGAAAGCCUAUUAAACACUCUUCUUCCCAUAGGUUAAGCUAUGCAAUGUCUGUGCCUCACCCAAGAACAUUUAGCGCACGGGGUGACCUUGAUAAUCGCUGUGCAAUUUAGUGCAGACCCUGACCGUGUUUGAAAGAAAAUGACCAAACCGGAAGAUGCUGCUUCCAGCGUUAUAUUGGCCGUCUAGUCUGCACAGAAAGUUACAGAACCCUGCUUCAGAAAAAGACCAGUUGUAAGAAAUCGAAAAGGAGUAAGUUAGAAAAUGGUGAGGGGACAAACAGCGACAUAAAACUUGGAAGCUGUAAAUUGAAAA